AUGCUCGAGUCAGUGAGUCACGCAUUCGAAAUGCUUGGCGAUCAAGUAUGGUUCUUUCGAUUUAUUAUUGUUAUUAGUGUUAUAUGUGUAUAUCGUACACUCUUAAAUUAUGUUCUAAGUUCAAAUAAUUGUGCUAAUCCAUUUUGUUCGAAAUGUUUAAAUUCAAAUUCAGUACGCGGUCGUGCAAUUAAUAAAAUAAAAUAUGAUGGCGAUGAAGAAAAUUCAUUGAACUCAAUAAUACAUAAUAAUUUAUUCCAACAUGAUCGAUUAUGUCAGAAAAAUGAUGAGAAACCAACCGUUUAUUUUCAUCGUGGCUUAGGUAGCAAUGCAGCUAAAUUAGCCGACCAACAAAUACUUAUUGAACAUUAUGAUGAACUUCGUCAAGAGAUUGUUAAAUUCUUUCAGGAUAAUGGUGAAGUUCAGUGGAAUCAUUUCUAUCUAUAUAAAAGUGGCGAAGAAAACAAAGCUAAUUGUGAAAAAUUACCAAAAUUAUUUGAAGUUCUACAUUCAUUGCCUAAUGCUAUUUGUAUUAAUAAUAAUUAUUGCCUUUUUGGAAAUUGUUUUCUUACACGAUUAGUAACAAAUAACAGUGGAGAGGAGAAAAGUCAAAAUGGUUUCACAAAUUGUUCCAUUCGAAUGCAUUUUGGUUUGAUGUGUGAUGAUCAAUCAUCAGCAUACGUUCUUAUUAAUAAACGACGACGUCUACCAAUUGAAAAUAAAGUUACUACUUUAUACAACGGUGCACUUGAACAUUCCAUUCAAAAUCCAAAUAGCAAGCAACAAGUUUUUCUGACGAUUGACUUUUGGCAUCCAGAUUUAUCGCCUGAUAUGCGCAAACAACUAGCAUAUAUUUUUCGCGCCGACGUAUAA
This is a messenger RNA of Rotaria socialis, 870 nucleotides long. Lineage: Eukaryota; Metazoa; Rotifera; Eurotatoria; Philodinida; Philodinidae. The record is from the annotation of a GenBank genome assembly.